GCGGCUCCGGAAUUACACCGAGCAAGAGGAAUAUUGCCAAAUCCACGCCAAACCUUGCUGAUGGCCGCCCGGUCACCGGAAUCCGCAGAAGAAUUCUGGCCGCUCAAGGCCGAUCUGUUACUCCUUUGGUCCAGUUUUUGCAGAUCAACCAGGAGCACCAGAUGGAGCAGUACGAUGAGGAGAAGGACUUCCUGGCCGCUGCCAUGCGUGAUAUUGAGUUUGGAGAUGAUGACGACCUCGAGAACGAGGGUCCUGAAUUAUUGAUGCGCUCGGCCCCCUCCUCCCUCCAAAAUACCCUCAGUGCGACGAUGAUGUCCCCCUUGAUGUCGCCCUCCUCUCCAAAUUCGGCCGAUAGCUGCUCGAAGUCCACGAAAACCCUCUCAACACCGACGAGCAAAGACUCCGGCCUCACCAACUCAGAUAAUGAGGAUGGUGUGAUUAGACGCCAAGCCAACUCGAAAUCCGACGACGAUGGCUUUUUCGAUGCCUCUGGAGAGAAGAAAACUGAUGGAGAGGCCAGUGAGGGUGACAGUAUCUUCACUUCGAUCACCAAUCAGCCGAAAGGAGAAGAAGCUGUCGACUCUGAAGAGAAUCGCGGCAAGCCAAUCUCAGAGCUCGAGCGCAAGGCCCGCGUGAUGCGCUGGAUCAACGAGGCUGCGAUUCAGAUC
Messenger RNA from Mesorhabditis spiculigera, 668 nucleotides. NCBI's taxonomy places the organism in Eukaryota, Metazoa, Nematoda, Chromadorea, Rhabditida, Rhabditidae. The record is from the annotation of a GenBank genome assembly.